Messenger RNA from Lolium rigidum, 716 nucleotides. RefSeq lists its product as uncharacterized. Lineage: Eukaryota; Viridiplantae; Streptophyta; Magnoliopsida; Poales; Poaceae. The transcript has 3 exons. The record is from RefSeq and is a predicted model, not a curated record. The coding region runs from base 132 to 716 and encodes 194 amino acids.
CUCUCGCCUCUGCCCUCUCUGCUCUCUGUCAGGUCGUCCUCCGUCUCCAAGAUCUGGUCGGGCUCAAUCUCGUGCCCCUCCGGUAAAGACGACCGGGCGAUGGUCGUGGUCGUCUUUCUCCUCCAACGACGAUGGCCAGCCUCCUCCCGUUUCUCCCCACCUCCGACGAGUUACUCCGGAUCUUGCAGCGCCUACUCGAGUUCGUUCAGCAAGCUCAGGGCGCCUCCUCGAGUUCGUUCACCAACUCAGGAUCUUGCAGCACCUCCUCGAGUUCGUUUAGCCAGCUCCGGAUCUUGCAGCGCCUCCUCAAGUUCGUUCAGCUUUCUCCGCUCCGGCGACGGCGAGGGUGGUCCGGUGAGCAAGGUGCAUCGUCAGCUUUUCUUACUGUGAAGCUGAUAGCUCUAGCUUUCUGGUCCAUGAAGAUGUGGGAAUAUGUGAAAGGCGAGAGGGGAGCUCGAGCAGCGGCGAAAAUCGGGUUCUGGCAUUGGCGGCGAGAGGCUGCUCCAGCAGCGACGGCGGAGCGCGGGAGGCCGCUGGCCCUGCGGCGCGAGGCGCCAGAGGUCGCCAACGCGAAGGGCGGGCGGCUGCCCACCUGUCGGCGCGAGGAUGUGAGCUCCACAUGGAGGCUCGCUGGCGCCAGGCGAGCUACAGCAGCAGUGGCGCGAGGGGCGGGAGGCCCGCCGGUGCGAGCUGAGGGAGGCCGCCCGCCGGCGUGA